CGUACCGAAGCAUCUCUCUAUCUGAUCUUCAUUCUAUGCCGUCAUACCUCCCGACACUGAUCUACUGCAACACUUACGCCUCCCCCAUUGCGAGAUAUCCGAGAUACCCAUCCUCACAGCUAUUUUUUUUCCCUCGCUUCAUCACCACUACCCUCGUUCCUCCAAAAGACUCUUGAUGAGUUAUUAGCCUCUCUACUGCUUCUUGUUCAGUAUGAGGUGACCCUGUCGUUCAUUUCGCUUCAGUCAUGGAAGCAUUCCCUCGCCUGGCCCUCAAUGGCCUGCGCCCUGUCCGUCCGACCAACCUAUCCUCCUCCUACCGCUUCUCUAAGACCUUGAACCCCUCAUUAAAGCCCACGAGACCUUUGUCUAUUGCCAGGUUAGCUACGAGACCUUUAUCUACCAUCAGGUUAGCUCGUGGUUCUCCAAACCGCCUUGGAUACCUCGCUAGCCCGACAGUCUGGCGUCAAGUUCGAGCUCCAGCGGGUACCACACGCUUCAUUUCCACCAAACACCUACCAAACCACCAUGGCCCUUUCGCACGCUUCAUGUACAGGGUUUUCGCCUGGACUGGUGUCUUCAUUGUCUUCUCGGGUAGUUUGGUCCUGGCAUUCUUCAUCUACGAUGCUUCGACCUAUUCAGAAGCGCCGGAGAGAAUGGGCGACAUCCCGGUGAACGAGAAAGCUUUGUUUCCGAGAAGAGGUGGACCCAAGAAUCUACCCAUCGCAGAGAUAUUGAUCGAUGAUGAGGAUUGCGAUCCUAUGAAAGAACAGAAAGAAAAGCCCAAGUUGGUCAUCCUGGGAACUGGUUGGGGCAGUGUUGCCAUGUUGAAAGAGCUCAACCCAGGAGACUACCAUGUCACUGUGGUGUCGCCAACCAAUUACUUCCUCUUCACGCCGAUGCUGCCCUCUGCCACUGUUGGAACCCUGGAAUUCCGCUCCCUCACCGAGCCCAUUCGCAGAAUCGUCAACCGUGUGAGAGGGCACUUUCUCCGAGCCGAAGCUGUCGACGUAGAGUUCACGGAAAAGUUGGUCGAGGUCAAGGCCAUCGAUGAUCGAGGAAAAGAGCAAAGCUUCUACCUGCCGUAUGACAAGUUGAUCAUCGGGGUAGGCGCGACCACAAAUCCGCAUGGCGUCAAGGGUUUGGAGAAUGUCAAUUUUCUAAAAUCCAUUGAAGACGCCCGCCUCAUCAAGCAGAAAGUAUUGCGAAAUCUGGAACUGGCUUGUCUUCCCACUACAACUGACGAAGAGAGACGAAGGUUACUUUCGUUCGUCGUCAGUGGUGGUGGACCGACCGGAGUCGAGUUCGCCGCUGAAUUGUACGACAUGUUGAACGAGGAUCUACUGAGCUCAUUCCCCAGAAUCCUGCGAAAUGAAAUCUCGGUGCACAUUAUCCAGUCCCGAGGACAUAUUCUCAACACUUACGAUGAAGCAUUGUCGGUGUAUGCUGAGAAAAGGUUCGAACACGAUCAAGUCGAGGUUUUGACAAAUGCCCGGGUCAAGGAGGUCGAGCCAGACAAGAUCAUCUUUACUCAAAUGGAAAAUGGAAAAUCUGUUACCAAGGAACUUCCUAUGGGUUUCUGUUUGUGGUCCACCGGUGUUGCUCAGACGAAUCUUAGCAAGAAGAUCGCCGCGAAAUUAGGAGAUUUCCAAACCAACAGACAUGCUUUAGAAACUGACACCCACUUGAGAUUACUUGGUGCACCACUCGGCGACAUCUAUGCCAUUGGAGAUUGCGCCACCGUCCAGAACAACCUCGCUGAUCACAUUACGACUUUUUUGAGAGGUAUUGCUUUUGAGAAGGGCAAGGACCCAGACAAAGUGCAUCUGACCUUCCAGGAAUGGCGCGACGUGGCACACAAGAUCCGCAAACGAUUCCCACAAGCUGCAGCCCACCUGAAACGCGUGGACAGACUGUUCGAAGAAUAUGACAAGGACAAAUCCGGCACUCUCGACUUUGGAGAACUGCACGAGCUCUUGGUUCAGAUUGACAACAAAUUGACCUCGUUGCCGGCGACGGCGCAAAGGGCGAAUCAGCAGGGUCAGUACCUCGGCCGAAAAUUCAACAAGAUCGCCGCCGCCAUUCCGGGCUUCAAGGCGAACGAAGUUGAUUUUGGCGAUCUCGACGAGGCCGUGUACAAGGCAUUUGAGUAUCACCAUCUCGGUAGUCUAGCGUACAUUGGGAACGCGGCCAUUUUCGAUUUCAACGGACUCAACUUUAGCGGUGGACUGAUGGCAGUGUAUCUCUGGAGAAGUAUUUACUUUGCAGAGAGUGUGAGCAUCAGGACGAGGUUGCUUCUUGCCAUGGAUUGGACGAAGCGGGCACUUUUUGGAAGAGAUUUGAUGAGUACAUGAGGACAUGAGAGUUGAAGCAGAGCUUGCAAACGACCCCCCAGAAAAGGUCCGAGAUGCUAUGCAAAUGAUGCUGUCGUCGACCCAUGCUUGGAUAGAAGGAACAAAACGUCAUCGUCAGUUGUUUCGUGCCGGAUCAUAUCUGGUGGCUAAAUCAACAUCGGUCAGCGGCUUGCUUACACUUGCCCUCGCCGCCUCUCUAGUUUGAUGGUCGCAAUGGAGUGGCAGUCAUGACCAUAACCUGGUGGCAGACGUGUGUUUUUUCCCCUCCCCAGAGUUAGACGAGAGGACCGAGCGGGUUUUCCCCCUUUUCUUCUUCCUUGCUUUAAAGCGAUACAGUAUGUCCAAGUCAACACAAAAGGGGUCGUUGAUGGGCACUCGGAAGGUCGAAGAGGAUACACAUGCGUGUGUGUUAGGUAUACAUAUGUUCAUUCCGAGUUACAACGUCUUGUCUCUUUGAGCUUGCUUGUUUAUGAACUAGAUUUGAUGGUUUUGUGUCUUUUAUUCUGAUCUAGCGAGAAGAGGGGUGGAAAACAAAUACACGGUCGGAGGAAUGGGCUUGGAAUCCUUUCUUGAGUCUUUGUCUGUGAAAUUUUGAUGAUUGUAGCCUUUCUUUUCGGUAUGGAAGUCAUUUUGUCCGCGCGUGUGUGAUUCUUUUCUAUGGGUAGUACAGUACGUGCGUCUGCACCUUCAAGUCACAAUUUCGUGGUUUUCUCUUUCCA
This is a messenger RNA of Exophiala oligosperma, 3070 nucleotides long. RefSeq lists its product as uncharacterized. Lineage: Eukaryota; Fungi; Ascomycota; Eurotiomycetes; Chaetothyriales; Herpotrichiellaceae. The transcript has 2 exons. The record is from RefSeq and is a predicted model, not a curated record. Gene Ontology annotation, molecular function: calcium ion binding; NADH dehydrogenase activity. Bases 246 to 2351 code for a protein of 701 amino acids.